Molecule: messenger RNA, 6473 nt
Organism: Cyclopterus lumpus (lumpfish)
Lineage: Eukaryota; Metazoa; Chordata; Actinopteri; Perciformes; Cyclopteridae
Gene: quob
Product: quattro
Exons: 24
Coding region: 358-5967 (1869 amino acids)
Molecular function (GO): guanyl-nucleotide exchange factor activity
Source: RefSeq, a predicted model, not a curated record
UCCCCCCCUCCUUCUCUCUCUCUCUCUCGCUCUCUCUCUCUCACCCCUAAACUCUCAAAGUAGCCAGAGAAGCGAAAGAGAAGAGAAGCUGGAGGAUCAACAGGCAGCCUGACAGUGUGCCUGCUCUCUGUGCUACACACUGAGCCUGGUGGGAGUCUACGGAGCAUGGAAAUGACUUUGGUUGCUUUUCGAUCAACUCACGGUCACGUGGACGUACUUCAGUCGACUUCUCUUGUUGAUGCUCUAAACAUGCACAGGUCUCACAGCACAGAGCCCAGGGAGGCUGUCUCCAGAGGAUUAUAAGGACCCAAACAUGAAAACAAAUCUUUGCUUUAUAGAGGAGAAACGUCUGCAAAGAUGAACCCAGAAUCCCUGGACUCGUCCAUCCAGGGUGCCCUCUCGGCCCUCUUCCCACCGUUCGAGGCCACGGCGCCCAUCGUACUCAGCCAGCUGUUUCGCACCAUCGAGGAGCGUUACCACGGCGACGCGUUACAGUGCCUGCUGGACUUCCUCAUCCCCUCCAAACACCUGCUGGAGAGUGUGCAACAAGCGGCAUGUGCCGGAUACUCCGACGUGGUGUUCCGCUGUGAGGGCUGGCCUCUGUGUCUCCGAGACAAGACCAUCAUCCAGUUGGCGCCCGUGAACCCGCUGCUGCUGCGCCCCGGAGACUUCUACCUGCAGGUGGAACCUUUCGGGGACCAAGCGGCUCGCGUCGUCCUCAAAAGUCUUCUGGAGGAGGGUCGUCGAGAGGUGGAGGAGACCCCCGUCCCCGAGGCUUCCUACCCCUGCAUCUUCACCGAGGAGUGGCUGCGGGACGUCAACGAGGGGCGCCACGGGACGCCUCUAUCGCGCUGCUUACUUUGCACAGAUCAAGGAGUAGUCAAGUUGCCCUGGGUGGAAAUCGCCAUCCCGGAGUUUUUAGACAAGCCCAAGAUCAUGCCUACUUAUCGGGAAGCUCCUCCCGAGCCCAAGCAGAUCCCAGUACCCUCCCUUUUCAACUCCUCCACCCUGCCGAUGGAAGCCAUUUUGGUUCCUGCGAAACACAGGAUGCCAGCAUCUUUGAGGCCCGUGCACUGCUCCUCCAAACUUGUCAAAAUGGAUCACGAGAGGCGGACCUCCAAGUCCUGCUCCAGAUCUUUAAUCAAACCCGUGGGUUGGGUUUCUCCCAAUACCUGGGACAGUCACAACUAUCGGGGGAUUGAGGGUGAUUAUGUAGACCUGGUGGAUAUUGCCACAGGCAAGGAGCUUGUAAAUAAACCGAGAAGCAGCCAUCCACAUCCACCUAAUUCCGUUGUGUUCAAACCCGUCAGACCGCCGCCGCCUGUCCCUCUUGGGACUAGCGUUCCCUGUGGAAGCACCCUUCGGUGUGCAGAGGAGCCUUGUCCCCCAUGCAGCCAGAGCCGGCUGGAGCACGAGCCCGCCGACCCAGACUUAAAGUGUCGGUACAGAGACUCGUACGUGGCCGCACUGAGAAACCCGGUGGCCUUCGAGAGGGGCAGCGUAGACCUCAUGGCCGCCCUGGAGGAGGGCGGCCUCUGUGAGGAAGGAGAGUUGAGAGUCAAGGUUGCAUUUGAAGCUCAAAGAGACAAACUCGGACACUUUUGUAAGCACUGUAACAAACCGGUGAUGAGAAGCGAGCUGUGCCAGCACCGACACUGCUGUGAACCGGAAAGCUGCGCGUCUCACCUCCAAGACCUUCCUGCGACUUCGGAACCGGAACACGUCAUGAAGGAAUCGCCCGUGAUCUUUAAAUCAACCCCUGGUUUGAGCCAGAGUCACAAGGUGCAGAUGAAACUCAUUUCCCACCAAUCGGGACCAAAUGCUGCCGUGCGUCCGGAAUCAGACGGCGACAUCAAACCACCUCAGAAGGUGGAGGUCGUGAAACCAUCGGGGAAACACAAAGUCAAGGGGAGGUCUCUGUCCACCGUGUCAGAGACCUCUAAAGGGAGCCCACUCCUCUAUAAAGUCAACACCAGGAGCCACAGUGACAUCUGCCCUGAAACCAUCUCCAGCAUCAUACAGUGCAAGAAGGCCGAACUGUUGGAUCAGGUGACCCUGAAGCUGGAACGACUGAAGUCCCCUAAAAAAGACUCACACUCACACAGGAGUGAAACUCCCUCCAGCGCAGACGGACCCGACUCCAAACUCCAUAACUCAAAGAUGGAGAAGCCGUCUCUUGCACAAGUCCAACUUCUACCUGCAAGUUCCGACUCUGCUCCGCCUCCUCAGACCGAGGAGUCGGGCUUCAGAGGCGUCCGCGGGAUGCUUGAACUGGGAAUUAUCUGUUUGCCAGGCAGCAGGGACAAGACGGGCAGGGCCGUCGUGGAGGUCCAUGGAGGCCGAAAGGAGUGGACGUCCACUCUAGUGUCCGUCCAGAGUGUCUGUAAACUACUGCUUUACUUACACUCCAUACCGAGGAAAGAGGUUCGCGAGCUGGGAAUGACUUUGGUCCUCAAUGCCAGGAGGAAGCCUCCUUCACUGCACCUCUACAGAGCUCUGCUGAUGGCCCAGGAGCAAGCUCUCCACGCCGUGCACAGCAUCGUGAUGCUAGUGGAUAAAGACACUUGUCCUCGACCUGAGAAACAGCCGGGGUUGCAGAUGGACGUGGUGACUUCUAUGAAAGCCCUGAACAAGACAGUUGAAGCUUCCCAGCUGACCUCUGACCUCGGAGGGACCUUUACUUACAGUCAUACCGACUGGCUGCAGUUCCAUCAGAGGCUGCUUUCCUUCCUGGCUGAGCUGCGAGGAGCAGACAUCUUGUUGCAGAAGGCCAUCAAGAAAGUGGACGGCAGCAAGGCGACCGACUCCGCCCAGGAAGUGCAGCAAUGCAUCCAGGAGCAGAAGGCCUCAAUGAAGGAGGUGCUGGAAGACUCUCGACUGGUUACCCUGCAACGAGAAGGAGGGGCCGCUCUGGCCCGGAUGAGGAGAGAGGAGUUCAGGUUUCCCCUCUCUGAGGACUACAGAGAUGCUCUGGAGUCCGUGACCAGUCUGUACAACCAGGUGGAGGAGAAGCUCCACACUCUGGUCAUGAGAUCGAACGAGUCCCUGCAGCACCUCGACUUCCUCUUCAAGCUCAGAGAGAUGGAGGCCACGAUCAGCACGGCCGGGGUGUGGUUCGACGCAGAAGGCGAGCAGACACUGAAGCGCUCAACCGAUGACACCCUGCUGUGCACGGAAAAGGCCUCGCAGCACUUUGACGUGUUUCACGCUCAGUCGAAGGACAAACAUCAGCGCGCCUUGAGCCUGGUGGCGGAGGCCAAGGCACUCGUUGGCACGAGUGAUCCCAGUCCUGCAACAGAUGUUUUUCGCACUCUGGUCAGCACUUUCAAAUCCAACAUGGAUGACUUUAUGCUGCGGGCCGAACAACAGCGCAAAGAACUGGAGACAGCGGUGCACAUGCACCGCUUCUCUGAACAGGCAUCUGCCCUGGCCAAGGAAUGCAGUCAUUUUUUGGAGCAGGUAGAGCCGGGGUGUUACCCAGCUCAGACCCUGAGAACACUCCAGAUGUAUGAAGAGAGAUUAGGUGGCGAAUUCUCCACCCUGCACUUCCAGGCUCUGAAAGCCAAGGCCUGUGCCGGGGCCUCGGGGGUGAUGGGAGUCUGGAAUGCAGCCCGGAUCCAGUGCCAAGAAGUUGGGCAGCGUCUUAAAGAGAUGCAACAGAAAGAGAAAGGAGUAGAUAAGAACCAGAUCCAUCAGAUCACAGCCGCAAACCCUCAAGGGGAAGUCGGAGGAAUGGAGAAGGAGGAGAAAAGGAGCGAGGCGGGGGAGGACGGUUGCUCCCUGACCCAGCAGCCGACCUCUCAGAAAGAGGAGGUCCAUGCACCAGAAAGCAAAGGCGAAAGCACCACUGAGGCAUGCGUCAGCCAUCAUGUAAAACCGGACUUGAAAGGAGAACAUCAAGUGCAGGAAUUACAUGAAGGCGCAAUUAAAACUGAGAAAAUUGAAAAAGAGAAAUUCACACAAAACAUUGACUGUCAUCCAGAAACCAGGUGGGGGCCCAGAGAGCACCGCAGCGAGGCCGAUCUGAGGAGCUCAGUCGAAGGGGGCGUCAGCUUUCCACCGCACCGCCCUGUGGGUCGGUCCCUGAGCGAGGGCGCAAGCGUUGGCUCCGGUUUGACGAGCAUCUCUGGCUUUUCCCCGUUGAAUGUGAGACACAAACACUGUCGGGGUCAAAAUCUGCAGCCCGUCCAAAAUCUCCCCGCUUCCCACAACGAGAGUUCACGGUCGGGAAACCUGAGCCCUGAGUCAAAGGGAGACAGCAAUGAGGAGGGUGGAGGAUGCACAGUCCUCACCCAGAGCCCUCAAGCGUUGAGGACCUCAGAGACAUUACUCACAGCAAAAGAAAACAAAGGCAGCAAUGUUGUGAAGGUGCGCAUGAUCAUGGAGGAGCUGCUGUCCACAGAGAGGGAGUACGUGAAGGCCCUGGGUUACGUUCGAGAGCACUACUUCUCCGAGCUGGAGAGGCCCGACGUUCCUCAGGACCUCAGGGGCCAGGGGGGGAGCGUCUUCGGCAACUUGGAAAAACUCCACGACUUCCACCGCCAUCAUUUCCUUCGCGAGUUGGAGAGCUGCGCGACGGAACCCUUCAGGGUGGGGCGCUGUUUCCUACGACACAGGGAGAGCUUUGCUUUGUACGCCCUUUACAGCAAGAACAAGCCGCAGUCUGAUAGCCUGCUCAUGGAUCAGGGACAGGCUUUCUUCAAGCACAAGCAGCUGCAGCUGGGGGAUAAGAUGGACCUGUGGUCCUACCUGCUGAAGCCCGUGCAGCGCAUCAGUAAGUACAGUCUGCUGCUGCAGGACGUGAGGAGGGAGUGCGGCCCGGCACAAACCCGAGAGACGGCUGAGGUCAAGGCUGCCCUGGAGGUCAUCCACUUCCAACUCCACCACGGCAACAACCUGCUGGCCAUGGACGCCAUCCACCACUGUGACGUUAAUCUGAAGGAGCAGGGCCAGCUGAUACGCCAGGAUGAGUUCAUGGUCACGUUCAGGAAGAAGAAAUGUCUACGCCACAUAUUCCUGUUCCAAGAGCUCAUUCUCUUCAGCAAAACCAGGAAGACGGACGUGGGAAAUGAAACGUACAUCUACAAACAGUCCUUCAAGACAUCAGAUGUGGGCAUGACCCAAAACAGCGGCGACAGCGGGCUGUGCUUUGAGAUCUGGUUCAGGAAGAGGAAGACGCAGGACACGUACACGCUGCAAGCAGGCGGCCGGGAGGUGAAGGACUCCUGGACCAGAGACCUGGAGCGGAUCCUGUGGGAGCAGGCGGUCCACAACCGAGACGUCCGUAUGCAGGAGAGAGUGUUCAUGGGGAUUGGAAACAAGCCGUUCAUGGACAUCCAGCCCAGUGACGCAGCGAUCAACGACAGAGCCGUCAGCUGUGCGAUGAUGGGGAGAGAACACAGGGUGCGGUCCUCGAUGGGGUCGAGUGAUUCACGGGACGGACUUCGGCCAACAUCUGUCGGUUCAGGAUGCAGUUCGUCUUCCUCGUCUUCCUCGGGAAGAGGUUCUCUGGUGGGCUACAUGUGUGGGCCGAAGUGGAGGGGGGCUGGAGGGGGCCUCGGAGGGGGCCUCGGAGGAUACGUAUGCCCUCCUGGAGCUCUGGAAGAGGACGACCUGGACCACGAGAGUGGGAGCCACAGCUUACUGUUGGACAGCUCCGAGUCGUCCGGAGAGAGCGUGAGCGGCUUCAGCAGCUCCAGCCACAGCUACCACUCUGCAACCGGAGGAGAGGUGGAGGACGCCUCCGCGGUCUCGGCCUCCGCGGUCUCGGCCUCCGCGGUCUCGGCCUCCGCGGUCUCGGCCUCCGUCAUCACUGUGAAGGAGACAGCGGCCGCUCUGGCCGGACCCCCCGAAAGAACCCCACCGGCAGUUGCCCCCAAGCCAAAGACCAGACCACAAGACCGGGCCCGGGAUCCGCUCCGUGGCGAGGUUCAAAACACUAGUGUUGGAAAAUCCACUGAGGUUUGACCUGUGAUGUGCUCCUAUGGAUUUGGAGGCAACCCAAGAAAAGCUGUCUCUCGGUGUCAGCGUUGAAGAUGAAACUAUUAAAACACACCUCCUUUCAUACCAGCUGUUACUCCAUUACCAUUCUGUAAAUACAUGUUCUUUUUUUACUCUCACCACUAAAACAACAUGUCUGUAAAUGUACUGAUACGUGUUGAACGUUGCAUAGUGCAGUCAGUGUAGUUUCAUAGCUCUUUGAGUCGGUUACGUGCUAUUUAUAACAUCAAUAAACUCAUAAUCCUGCACCGUCCUGAUGGCAUUGAGGUCUUGUGGAGGUCUGGAAACACCUUCAUGUCCUAAAGGUGUUUCCUUUAGUGCAGAUCUAUCUAACUCAAUACAUAUGUGUCCUACUUAUUUCCUUGAAAAUAAAAAGUCCUUUUUAAAAAUUGUAUUAUUAACCAUUUUGUGUGAAGUAAUAUUUUACUGGAAUCGAGAUAUGUAACAUCUGAAAAUACAGAACAUUUGCAGUG